Molecule: messenger RNA, 2319 nt
Organism: Prorocentrum cordatum
Lineage: Eukaryota; Dinophyceae; Prorocentrales; Prorocentraceae
Source: the annotation of a GenBank genome assembly
GUGGAAAACGUUGUCGGUGGAGCUGCUGGACGCCGUGCACAGGCAGGUGAAGGACUCGACGAGGGACAAGGGAAACCCCUGGGCCGUGGACGCGCGCGUCCCCAAACAGUUCGCCAUGUUUGGAGGGCUCAACCUGGUGCUGCUCGGGGACCUGUGGCAGAUCCCACCAGUCAGGAGUCUCAGUAUUGCCGCCAAUCCAUUCGUCAAGCGGCCCCCCAACGUUGGCCGCGUACUGGAGAUGUUCUGGACCGAGGGCAUGCCGCACUCGGCAACUCACCGCUACGCACUGAGCCAGUCGCACCGCUGCUCAGACCCGUGGUGGAGGAGCUUCCUCGCAGCAGCGCGCGCGGGGGAUCUGUCGGACAGGAUGUACGAUUUCGUUCACGGGUUCCCCACUGAUGCGCCCGGCUCGUGGAUGCCCGCAAGCCCCGGCAGUGCCGAGGCCCGGGCGGGGCACCUCGGCUGCGGGAAGGCGAAGUGCCGCGCGCUCUGGUCAGUUGAGUGGCCACGGAUGUUCGGAGAGGGUCGGCCUUGGGGCGACAUGCGAGCUCUGGAGUGCGCAGAUUGCAGCGCGGAACGCCGUCGGCGCUGCCGCGUCGCCUCUCAGAGCGAUGCCAGACAGCGGGAGGUGACCACGGCGUUCGCGGACGCGCUGUUCGCGCACCCGUACAACGCCCCGAAAAGCAUGAUUUUGACACUGCGAGCGGCGAAUGCGGCAGCCAAUGUUGGGAAGCAGCUCCUCUGGGUGGUGGCGCGCGACGUCCCCCUCACUCGGGACGACGCAUGCAGGUCGAAGGAGUCGCUCGCGAACGCCAGGCAGAACUGGCUCAUGUACCCAGAGAACAAGACUGGCGGAGUUCCUGGUGUCCUUCCGAUCUUCCACGGCAUGCGCGCUCGUGUCACCGCGACGGAGAACGCGGAGUUGGUGAGCGAGCACAGGUCCGAGCCAGAGCUGGUGCUGCAGCACGUGCCCGACGCGAUCAUGGUGAAAAUCCUUGGGAGCACGGCGCGCCCUCUUGGCAAUCAGCCGGCGGGUGUCUUCCCCGUGAAACAGAAGGAGGUGUCAUGGGAUCGCAGCCCCGGUUUCAAGGCCAUGGUGAAGCGCGCGGGAUUCCCGCUUGCCCCGCAUUUCGCCGCCACGGCCCACUGCGUCACCGGCGCCGCGCUGCCGCAGGCCAUCAUCGACCUCUUGGACGCGCGCACGACGCCCGGGGCCCGUGCGUCCAUGGCGCCCGCGGGCUACGUGGCCAUCAGCCGAACUAGGAGGGCUGACGACCUGAUCAUCACCCAGCCUUUUUCCCCCAUGCUGUUCCGCCAGGGGCAUCAGACGGGCCCAUGGCUCCUGCGCCCCCUCACAGCAGGGGAGAUGACGACGGAACAGACGCGAGCUGGCUGGGCCAAGGCAGAGAAGGAAGCCGCGUCAAGGUCGUCGAAGAAGUUGGUGGACGCCACGUUCCAGCGCGCCGACUGCCACCAGCGAAAAAGACCGGGCAACUUCCCGGGGAGUGGCAUGAGGGCGAGCGACCCCGUGGAGCACGCCGCGGGGGUGCUGAGCCAGGGCGCGUGGAGGAGGUGCGCCCUCUGCGCGCAGAAGAAGGCCGGAAAGGACGUGCAGAGGCCAGCCCCUCUGCCCAGCGAGCUCCGUUGCUUUGAAUGCGGCAAAGCCAGGCGCGUCUCGGAGUACGACAAGAAGAUGUUGGAGCAGUUGCGCUCAAAUGACGCCCUCGAGAGAGCGGCAUGCCUGGCGCGUCGCCCCGCGCAACUGCACCGGCCACCGUCGAAGAUAGGUGCGUUGUACACGUGCUACCAGUGCGGGGGCCCGAAGGGCAUGGAUCACUUUGACCUGGGCCGGCUGAAUAUGCAUGGGGGGCCCGAGUGCGUUGUGCGCAAGGAGUGCUUCGACCUGCGCAUGCGUCCUCCUUGCGGGAAGUGCGGGGCGAGGCCAGAGAGGAAUCUGCAUUGCAGUCAGAGUAAUUACCAGUGUGAGGCCUGUGCAUUCCCGAACUGCGACGUCUGCAAGGUAGCCCCGCGGCCGCGAAGCACGAAGUACCUGGCGGCGAACGGGCCGUCGUGGACGUGCCCGGCGUGCCCGCGGGUCGGUCAGUGCGCGGUCUGUGGCGCCCCGUCACCAGACGCGGCCAAAACUGGUCGGCGUUCUGUGAACUGGGAAGGGCCGAGGUACACGUGCGACGCGUGCCUCUGGCCGCCAUGCAGCGCGUGCAAGAAAACGCCGCGGCCGCACGACCGCUGGUGGACAGUUCGCGCUGCCCCGGACUGGAAGUGCGCAGAUUGCGCGAAGACGCGCGAGCGAGGGAAGAG